Kockovaella imperatae is the source of this 507-nucleotide messenger RNA. RefSeq names its product ribosomal protein S8. Gene Ontology annotation, biological process: translation. The transcript has a single exon. Gene Ontology annotation, cellular component: ribosome; mitochondrion. Lineage: Eukaryota; Fungi; Basidiomycota; Tremellomycetes; Tremellales; Cuniculitremaceae. Bases 1 to 507 code for a protein of 168 amino acids. Gene Ontology annotation, molecular function: structural constituent of ribosome. The record is from RefSeq and is a predicted model, not a curated record.
AUGUCAACGGCUCUCCGUGCAUUCGAUUUCCUCAAACUCCGAACAGUCGCAUUCUCCCUUCCCCAGAACCUCUGCACCCAUCUCCAAAAUGUUUCACGAUCAACCCUCGCCCGCACGUCUGUCCCUUACACCCAAAGUUCCCUCACAAUCUGCGCCAUCCUGCUUCGACACGGUCUCAUUAGCAAUAUGACGCUAGGAGACCCAACUGCAGCUGAUCCCACAAAUUUCCGACGGUUAUCUCCCCCUCAGAAACGAAUAUGGCUUGGACUGAAAUACCGAAAUGGAAUCCCAGUCUUGCGUAAUAUGAGUCUCAUCAGCAAGCCGAGCAAACGUAUCUAUGCUACAAAGGAUGAAUUAGGCCGUAUAUUAACAGGGAGGCGAGCCGUGAACGUGGCCGGAGUAGGAAUCGGAGAGAUCCUGGUGGUCAAGACACCGGACACCCUGAUGGAGGGCUGGGAGGCAUGGAGAGCGGGAUUGGGGGGCGAGUUGAUAUUACGAUGCUCAUGA